CAAAAUGGCGCCACUCCAGUCUUUCCGGGAUGCCGGUUUGGUUGUCGUCGACAACUUAACAUACAGCUUAAACAAUGGGUAAUUUGGAAUGAUGUAUUGAAUUGUGCAUCGGGGAAUUCCAAUAUUUUAUAAGAUGUCAAGAAAACAGCAAUUGGAUCCCCAAACUGAUCUUUUGGUGGAAUGGAAGGAUGGAACUAAACAUGUGGUCAAGAUACAGGACAUCAUCCUAGUGAGCAGAAAGCUUGAAAAGGGGUGCAAAAUAUCAAUGAAAUGGGGACAGCAGACAUGGGAAGGACGGGUGCUAGAUGUUGAAGGCAACACCGAUAGUGAUGAUGAUUCGGAUUCCGAUAUUCCUCUUGCUCAGCUAAAAGCAAACAACCAAACCAAAGCUCAAGAUACGUAUGGCUCAUCACAGAUGCCUGCAAGAUGUGACGAUUUUUUCUGCAGCGGAGAGGUCUGGGCAGCUUGUAACAAAUGUUUGUGUUUCCUUUGCUAUGACCAUUUUCUGGGCAUGGUUUGCAGUAUCGAACUUUAA
This is a messenger RNA of Asterias rubens (European starfish), 535 nucleotides long. RefSeq lists its product as uncharacterized. Bases 134 to 535 code for a protein of 133 amino acids. Lineage: Eukaryota; Metazoa; Echinodermata; Asteroidea; Forcipulatida; Asteriidae. The record is from RefSeq and is a predicted model, not a curated record. The transcript has 4 exons.